This is a messenger RNA of Anthostomella pinea, 1056 nucleotides long. The record is from the annotation of a GenBank genome assembly. NCBI's taxonomy places the organism in Eukaryota, Fungi, Ascomycota, Sordariomycetes, Xylariales, Xylariaceae.
AUGUUCUCCGCCGCAAGGAGAACAGCCCUCACAGGCGCCGGUAGCCUGCCGCGACCUACUACUUCCGUCUUCUCAAGUCGCUUCAGUCCAUCCGCCUACCAAAGGUUACUGUCCUCCCUAGCGAUCCUCGAACAGCGGGAGGGCAAGUUGAACCACGGAUCCCUGAGCGCUGUUACCGCCGCGACGAAGAUUGGGGGUUCGAUACAUGGUUUCGUCGCGGGGAGCAACAUCAAGCCGGUUGCGGAGGAAGCUGCCAAGGUGGAGGGCGUAGAGAAGAUCAUCGCCGUGGACAACGCGGCUUAUGACAAGGGUCUGGCAGAGAACUAUGCUCCUCUGCUGGUCGAGAACAUCAAGAAGGGCGGUUACACCCACAUCAUCGCGGGGCACACGGCCUUCGGCAAGAGCCUCCUACCACGGGUGGCGGCGCUCCUCGAUUCGCAACAGAUAUCCGACAUAACCGCCAUCGAGAGCGAGAACACCUUCGUCCGACCCAUAUAUGCCGGAAACGCCAUCGCCACCGUCGAGUCGUCUGACGCGAUCAAGGUUAUCACAAUUCGGGGAACCGCCUUUGCGGCCGCAGAGGCAACAGGCGGCUCCGCCGCCGUAGAGGACGGCGUCGAUCCCAAGAUCGAGCCGACUUCCGAGUGGAUCUCGGAGAACCUGGCCACGUCGGAUCGACCGGACCUGGCGACUGCCGGCAAGGUCGUCUCGGGAGGACGGGGUCUCAAGUCCAAGGAGGAGUUCGACAGGGUCAUGCUCCCGCUCGCAGACUCCCUCGGCGCGGCUGUUGGAGCCUCCCGCGCCGCUGUAGAUAGCGGCUAUGCGGACAACAGUCUGCAGGUUGGCCAGACUGGCAAGGUCGUUGCGCCCCAGCUAUACAUGGCCGUGGGUAUCUCGGGCGCAAUCCAACAUUUGGCGGGUAUGAAGGACAGCAAGGUCAUCGCGGCUAUCAACAAGGACGCAGAUGCGCCGAUCUUCCAAGUGGCUGAUGUGGGAUUGGUCGGGGAUCUAUUUGACAAGGUCCCUGAGUUGACGGAGAAGUUGAAGAGCGCAUAG